This is a messenger RNA of Patella vulgata (common limpet), 3085 nucleotides long. Its product is annotated as monocarboxylate transporter 12-B. Gene Ontology annotation, biological process: monocarboxylic acid transport; transmembrane transport. Bases 265 to 1986 code for a protein of 573 amino acids. Gene Ontology annotation, molecular function: monocarboxylic acid transmembrane transporter activity. The record is from RefSeq and is a predicted model, not a curated record. NCBI's taxonomy places the organism in Eukaryota, Metazoa, Mollusca, Gastropoda, Patellidae. The transcript has 7 exons.
UACGUAUUGUUUUGUCGUCUGCUGCUCCAAGUCAGAUGUUUUGAAUCACGCUAUACAUCCACACCAAAUAGAGUUAGCUAUUUAAAUCUGGAGAAAACACCAUUUUAAUUUAUCUUAUAUAUAAACGCAAUUGACGUUUAUUUGUGUGCAGAAUACCUUUUCGAUGUAUAUUAAGGUAUCAAAGAUGUAAACAAGCUGUAGUGUUAGUAAUUUGUAUAUGCCAAUAACACGUAGUCAACAUAUUAGUUAAAUUUAAUACAAGCAAUGCAUAGUUCAACCAAAAAUAAAAAAAAUAAUCAGGUGAAUCAUGCCGUCGACCUUGCUCCUGAUGGUGGUUGGGGCUGGGUGGUUUGCUUUGGAGCCUUUAUGAUAAACUUUAUAGCAGAUGGCACAAUGUUUUCAUUUGGAAUUUUAUUCCUGGAACUUCUGGAUUACUUCAAAGAUUCUAAAUUCAAGACUGCAAUUGUUGGAUCCAGUCAAUUGGGACUCAGCAUGAUGAUGGGACCAGUUGUUAGUAUGCUGCUGAAAAAAUAUACAUGUAGACAAGUUACUAUUGUUGGUGGAUUGAUUGCCUCAGUAUGGAUGGGUGUCAGUAUUUUUUCACCUAAUAUUGAGUUGAUGAUAUUAACCUUUGGUGUAUUAUCUGGUGCAGGAAUAUGUUUAGUAUAUUUGACAUCUAUCAUAGUAGUUGGUUUAUACUUUACCAAGAAAAGAGCCAUUGCUACAGGUAUUGCUACAAGCGGUGCUGGUGUAGGUGUAUUUGUAUAUGGAUAUUUAACUGAUUAUCUGUUAGGUGUCUACGACUGGAAAGGUACAGUUAUCAUUUUGUCAGGACUCAUGUUAAACUGUGUAGUAUGUGGUGCUUUAUUUCGACCAAUCAGACCACACACUUUCAAAGAAGAACAGUUUGAAGAUAUGUCAUGCUCUGGUUCUAGUGGAUAUGGAGGUUCCAGUGAAGAACCAGAUGAUCUGGAUCACGAGUCUGAUUCGGAUACUGAAACAAACCAUGUUUCUAUUAAGUUGCAUAAAGACAAAUACCGUCCUCGUGGUCUAAAAUUUAAAAGUGCGGAAGAUUUGUCCUUUCUGAGUGUAAAACAAGUUGACCCAAGACUUCACGUCAGCGCUGUUGCUGUUUGUAAAUUAAACCCCGAUACAAAAACAGACCGGAUAGCUUUUGGUCUACUACAUCCGAUGUUAAGGAAAGACAUUUUUUAUAGCGGCAGCGUCAACCAUUUACCCGAUUACGAUACUUGUGGUGGUAGCCUAAGUUCUUUCCUAGCAAAAAUGACGCAAGACCAAUCUGUCUGUGAAUGUAGUGAAUCUCAUAUUUCACAGAGUAAAUCCAGGUUGAAAUCGCUCUACGAUCUGUCAUUAUUUAAAGACAGAAUAUUUUGGGCCGUUUUAAUGGUUUGCACAUUUUGGACAGUUCAAUCAAUUCCAAUAACAUAUUUACCAGGGUUGGCUGUCACUCAUGGAAUAAGCCGUUCUAAUGCAGCUCUUCUCAUUUCUAUCGUGGGUAUUUCAAACACCAUCGGGCGUGUUGUAGCAGGCUUUACCAAUGACGUUCUAAACGUAAAAAGCAUAGUUUUAUAUUUUGUGGCGUUCUGUAUUGGUGCAGUGGUUAAUUUUGUUUUUCCAUUUUGUGUAACCUUUCCAACAUUAAUCGUCACUACAGCUGGAUUCGGUCUAUGUAUGGCUGUAGCGGUUUCAAUGAGAUCUAUAGUUAUAGCAGAUCUAAUGAAAAUAGAACGUCUGACGCAAUCGUUUGGUAUUAUAGCUUUGUUUCAGGGAGUUGCAUUUAUUAUAAGCCCGCCUUUAGCCGGUAAAUUAAUGGAUGUAACUGGUACUUACAUGUCGCCAUUCUUUCUAGUAGCUAAUAUAUAUUUCAUCUGUGCCACAGUGUGUUUAGUUGUUAUUGUUGUUCAGAGACAAAAAAACACAAAACACCAGAACGUAUUAGAUAAGGAGAAGGAGAAUUGGAUUUGAAACGUUCAUUCAUCGUAGAAAGUUUGUUAUUGCGUUUGGUCAUGUGAUAAAUUAUUGCGUUUGGUCAUGUGAUACAUUAUUGCGUUUGAUAAUGCUACAUACUUUAUAUUUGGUGAAGAAUUAAUAGAUGUUCGUUGGUUCUCUGUGACAUAUAGAAUAACUCACGAUCUAUGCAGAUUAACCAACGUGUAACAUGUGAUUAAUGUAGCUUGAGCUUACAAUGUACGUGUUAACAGAUAAGCUGAGUCAACACCAGGUUUGGCUGAACUUUAUUGACGCCACCAAACGUUCAUAGUAAGCUUAUAUACAUAAUGCGCCGUCAUAACUAGUAACAGUAGAAUUGUAGGAAAUAAAGCCAUGUCAUAACCAGAAGUGAUCUUUCUUGAACAAUAAUGUGAACUCAAUGUUGUAGUUUUCUACAAUGUACUUUAUUCACUUUCCAUAGUAAAUAUUUUAUUUACAAUCAACUGACCAUGAUUUGGGUGUAAUGGCAUGCUUAUUUGAACACAUAUUAAAUCAGUUAUUCAUUAUUUUAUCGUGUAUAUAUGUUCAUAAUUGUUCAUAAAUGACUUUCAUAUUUGUACAAAUUUGUUUCUAAAUACUUUACAAGGAGCAUAAUUAUAUUUAAAUGGCGACAGUUUGUGAUUUUAUGUUAACAUAAAACAUUCCUUUGAAUGUUGAUAUGGUCGUAUAUUAUCGUAGAUCAUGAAGGGAUGAACCCUAUCGAUUACGCCCCCUUAUCGGAAAACUCUGCGAACGCAAAAGAGGCUUCAGUUCUUAACGGAAUUUUUCAAAUUUGGUGUAAAGCAUUUGGGUCACGAAAGGAGAACCCCACUGAUUUUCAGCCGGAGAUCAAACCUUUUAUGAUUUUCUAAUUUGGUGGGAAGCAUUGGGACCGUGGAGGAUAAAACCCGUUGACUUUCUGUUCCAGAUAUAUACCAAAUUUGGUCAAACUGUUCCAAGUGAUUCAAUCAGUCAGCUUGGGCAAUGGUCCGUUGACUGUACUUACGGUUUUAGCGCAUAAUAAUUAUCCAUGAUUGUUGAUGUUCAAUGCAUAUAUAAAAAGUUACAUAAUUAAUAAAAAAAGAUAUUUCUGUUA